GGGCUGAGCGUUGAGCAGCUCCGGGCCAAGUUGCGUGAGGAGGAGCUUGCCAAACGCCGACAAGCCGCUACGUCCGCAGGGCCAUCGGCACAGGCUAUCAGCAAUGGGAAAAGCUCGUCGACGUCGACGGCUGGCGCUAGUAUUGCAGGGUCGUCUCCUUUGUCCCAGCCUAGAGCGCGUAAAGACAGUUCUCCCGUUAAGCCACUCUCGCAACUUUUCAAUCUUCCAAAGCUGCUCUCUACCCCGCAUACGCCCGCUCAGAUCCAAGCGUUAUGGACAGCAUAUCACGCCUCGCGCUCCUCCGGCACCGGCCGCGGCUUCCUCUGCGCAACCGUACCAGCGCCGACCUACGAGCAGAUGCUCACCCGCGCACGGCGCUACCCAUCCUUUAUCCUCCCCCUCCCCCGUACCACAACAGACCCACAGCAGCGGCCGGACGGUGGCGACCAGGCUCACGAGUUUUUCUACAUGCAGUGGGCGUUCCACGGCGCUCCGGCGACACCGACCUACGAGUCCGAGACCGCGCUUUUCCCCGUCUCGUCUUCGGCAAGCGGAGGAGAAGCAGCGAACCCGCACACGUCUACGGUGCUCUUCACUCCCCUGGGCGAAUACAAACUCCGCCAGACGUUCGCGACGCCGCACCUCGUACUCACAUUCUACCCCGACCUCGCGCGCUCGCACGGCGUCGUCCUCCUCCGCGGCGAGAUCACGCCCUCAGCGGCCUCGGCCGGAGAGGGGGCUGGGGCUGGCGACGUGCGGUACCUGCUCGGUCAGGAGGACGCUCAGAUGCUGGCGAUGGGCGUGCAGAAGUUUUACCUGUGGGGAGAGCAGCAGGGCGAGACAGUGGAGGGGAGGAGGAAGGCGGAGGAGCUCUUGAGGGUGUUCCACGAGGAACCGGAGAAAUUCCAGUGGGAGGAGUUGCUAGCGGAGGCAAAGUUGACGCCGUAG
Messenger RNA from Punctularia strigosozonata HHB-11173 SS5, 948 nucleotides. Its product is annotated as ATP11-domain-containing protein. Gene Ontology annotation, cellular component: mitochondrion. The annotation marks the transcript as partial. Lineage: Eukaryota; Fungi; Basidiomycota; Agaricomycetes; Corticiales; Punctulariaceae. The transcript has 2 exons. The record is from RefSeq and is a predicted model, not a curated record. Gene Ontology annotation, biological process: mitochondrial proton-transporting ATP synthase complex assembly.